AUGACAAAGUGCAACAGGAUGCUUGGUGAUCCAUCGACAGCCCGUGUUCAUCGGAACGUCCCGCUUAAUUGUCUGCCAUUUUCGUUGAGAUUAACUGAAAAAGACCAGCCAUCUCAAGCCGUUCGUGACAAUGCGUGUGUUCACCACAAGCCAAGAGUUGAAGACUGGUGGGUAGGUUGCGUGAAGAGGCGCUGGCCAGGUAAAGUGGAGCACUCCCGUGUCCUCCGCGUGGCUGACAGGGACAGGCUGGACCCCUGUUUCGCCAAGCCAUCAGCAAAGGGAGAGGAACGAACACCUGGCGUAUGGCCUCAAAAUCCAGAAUCUUGGAGUCGCACACGCCCAAGGCUUUCCAGGGCCGUCCAGAGUCGUCCAAUGAACUCAACACGCGACCCGUUCAACAUCCGCGGAAAAACAUCACCAUCCGCAUUCUCUCUCAUCCAAAACGCUGCCUCUCACACCGCCUCUAGAGCCCUUGAGUCCUCGGUCAAAGCAGUCGAGGCUACAAAACAGGCGAUCCAGGACUCCGACAUGUCCUUCGCCGUCCCGCGCAACGUACCGAACUUUGAGAGUGCGCAGCGUCGCUUUGAAGAUAAUGUCUGGAAUAAAGUCACGGGGAAAGAGAAAGGCCUACCAAUGUACAAGGACAAACCCAAUGGCUAUGGAUAUGGAGGCGGGGCAAGGGGGCGCAGGAGCUUCGUAAAGAGCAAGGGAGGGAUGGGAAUGAUCGCAUUGGUACUCCUCGGACUAUUAUACUGGUUUGGGUGGUCAGGAGGUUCAAGUGCAAGCCUAGAGGGCGAAUACCAAGACGGCAAGACCAAUUGGGGGGCGGUUGUAGGAGGCCAGAUAGGAGUGAAGAAGGGCAAAGUGAACUGGGAGAAGAGGAGACAGGCCGUCAAAGAUGCUUUCCUGCUGAGCUGGAAUGCAUAUGAGGAGCAUGGUUGGGGCUAUGACGAGUACCACCCUGUUUCGAAGAGCGGUCGAUACAUGGCACAACCAAACGGAAUGGGCUGGAUCAUUGUCGAUGCCCUGGAUACCUUGAUGAUCAUGAACCUCACCAAGGAACUCAACCACGCGCGCGAGUGGAUAUCGACAAAUCUGGACUACGAAAAAAACCAAGAUGUAAACACCUUUGAAACAACAAUACGAAUGCUCGGUGGUCUCUUGUCAGCACACUAUCUCCAGGACACACUCCCAGGACUCAAGCCCGAGAAAGCCAACGAAGAAGACUUGUUCCUUGAAAAGGCCACCGAUCUAGCAGAUCGCAUCCUCGGAGCCUUUGAGUCCCCCUCCGGCGUCCCUUGGGCCAGUGUCAUCCUCAAAGAUGGUAAAGGCCAAGCCUCGCACGCCGACGGCGGGGCCUCGUCAACCGCCGAAGCUACCACUCUUCAGCUCGAACUGAAGUACCUCGCCUACCUGACUGGCGAAGCACAUUACUGGGAAAAAGCAGAAAAGGUAAUGCAAGUAGUGGACAACAACGGCGCCAAAGACGGACUCCUUCCCAUCUUCAUUUACGCCAAUACGGGCACCUUCCGCGGCUCUGAGAUCCGCUGGGGCAGUCGUGGCGACAGCUACUACGAGUACCUCAUCAAGCAGUACCUACAGACAUCCAAACAAGAGCCCGUGUAUCUGGACAUGUGGAAAGAAUCCCUCAACGGCGCAAAGAAGCAUCUCCUCACCUACACGAAACACAGCCACUUCACCGUCCUCGCAGAACGUCCGGACGGGAUAGAAGGCCGUCUCCACCCCAAAAUGGACCACCUAGUCUGCUUCCUCCCCGGCACCAUCGCCCUCGCCGCCACCGGCGGCGCAACCCUCGCCCAAGCCAAGAAACAGCCCGACUGGGGUAAACAGCAGGAAGAAGACAUGCAACUCGCGCGCGAACUCGCAAAGACCUGCAUGGGCAUGUACAAAGUCACCGCCACCGGCCUCGCCCCUGAAAUCGCCCACUUUGAACUCGACGACCCGCCCAAAAUGUACCGCACCGAGAUCCGGGCCUCUACCUCCGAUCUUGAUACCCAGGUCCCCGACGGCGAGGGCUGGAAGUCGGAUUUUGUAAUCAAGCCUGCUGAUGCGCAUAACUUGCAGCGCCCGGAGACGGUCGAGUCGCUGCUGUAUAUGUGGCGCAUCACUGGGGACGAUGUGUAUCGUGAGUGGGGGUGGGAUAUGUUUCAGUCGUUUGUCAACUAUACCAUGGUCGAAGGGGGUGGGGGGUUCACUUCCAUUGGUGAUGUACGUACCAUUCCGCCGCCGCAGCGCGACAACAUGGAGAGUUUUUGGCUGGCCGAAACACUCAAAUACAUGUACCUCCUCUUCGGUCCGGACGAUGUCCUGCCGCUUGACCAGAUCGUGCUGAAUACCGAGGCCCAUCCGUUCCCGAGAUUCGAUGCGAGCAGGAAGAGGUUUAAGACGGGGUGGGAGAGGUUACCUAGGGAUGCAAAGGGGAAUCUUAUUCAGACUGCAGCUGCGGCUUCGACUGGGGCUACACCGCCGCAUUAG
Plenodomus lingam JN3 is the source of this 2496-nucleotide messenger RNA. Lineage: Eukaryota; Fungi; Ascomycota; Dothideomycetes; Pleosporales; Leptosphaeriaceae. The record is from RefSeq and is a predicted model, not a curated record.